AUGCCUGAUGCUAAGGGUGGCACGGGUAGCACAUCUGACCAUGUGGAAUACACCCCGUCAACCAAAAAUGAUCCAAAUCCAUUAAUGGAAGGAAUGCCAGUGUUCCUCCGAAGUUUAACUCCGGAGGAACGGCAGCAUAUGGAGAAAAGGCUUGUGCGCAAAGUCGACUUGAGGCUCCUCAUCAUGAUCGUGAUCAUGUAUAUCAUGAACUACCUGGAUCGGAACAACAUCGCUGCUGCCAAGCUUGCUGGACUUCAAGAAGAUCUUAAGCUUCGUGGUGAUCAGUAUCAGACCUCCGUCAGUAUUCUGUUUGUUGGGUACUUGUUGAUGCAGGUACCAUCCAACAUGAUUUUAAAUAAACUGGGCAAGCCUUCGAUUUAUCUUCCAACAUGUAUGCUUGCCUGGGGUAUCAUCUCUAGUGCGACCGCUGCAACUCAAAAUUAUGGUGGGCUCCUGGCAUGUCGGUUCAUUCUUGGCUUUGUGGAGGCAGCCUACUUUCCGGGUUGUCUCUACCUUCUCUCGGCUUGGUACACUCGAAAGGAACUCGUCAAACGGACUGCUUUGUUAUACUCUGGCUCGUUACUUUCCGGCGCUUUCUCUGGCUUGAUCGCUGCUGGAAUUACCAAUGGACUCAACGGCACUCGAGGUAUUGCGGCAUGGAGAUGGCUAUUCAUUAUUGAGGGAGUUAUUACUGUAUUCGUCGCUAUCAUUUCGGUCUUCAUUAUCCCAGAUCUUCCACGCACAACCUCGUGGCUUACCGAUGAAGAAAAAGAGCUUGCAGCCUGGAGGCUCGCUGAAGACAUUGGUGAAGAUGAUUGGGUUGAUAGUCAACACCAGUCCAUGUUUCACGGUGCAAAACUUGCUUUCAAGGACUAUAAAGCCUGGUUACUGCUCGGCGCAAUUUACGGGUGCACUGCCUCAGGUGCCGUUACAACCUUCUUCCCAAUUGUCAUGUCUGGACUCGGAAAGGAUAAAGUGACCACGCUACUCCUUACUACUCCGCCAUAUUUGAUCGGUACUAUCGUUGUCCUGAUUAACGCUUGGCAUGCAGAUAAAACAGGGGAGAGAUACUUGCAUAUUGCUCUUCCACCAAUUAUUGCUAUUGCCUCUUUUGUGAUUGCGCUGUCUACCACCAAGUUUGCACCUCGAUAUGUUGCAAUGUGUCUGAUGAUCGGAGCUAUCUAUGCCGGAUACGUCGUGCUACUUGGGUAUAUCUCAAAUGUUCUUCCUCGGCCUGCCACAAAGAGAGCAGCAGCCCUCGCUCUCAUCAAUUGUCUGAGCAAUGUCUGCCAGAUCUACACUCCCUACUUGUAUCCUGAUUCGGCAGGGCCUAGGUACACAACUGCGUUCUCGGUCAACAUAGCUAUGUCAGCAAUGACAAUUUGCUUUGCCACUAUCAUUCGCAUUGUGCUUGGACGUUUGAACAAACAGUUGGACCAGGAAGAAGGGACAAACAUCAACACUGAUGGGCUAGAACAGGCGGAAGGAAAUGAAGAACAUGGGCUUCCGGGACAAGCAGUUAAGCGAGGAUUCAGGUUCUUGCUCUAA
Molecule: messenger RNA, 1548 nt
Organism: Penicillium daleae
Lineage: Eukaryota; Fungi; Ascomycota; Eurotiomycetes; Eurotiales; Aspergillaceae
Product: MFS general substrate transporter
Exons: 10
Coding region: 1-1548 (515 amino acids)
Biological process (GO): transmembrane transport
Cellular component (GO): membrane
Molecular function (GO): transmembrane transporter activity
Source: RefSeq, a predicted model, not a curated record